Molecule: messenger RNA, 1416 nt
Organism: Thrips palmi
Lineage: Eukaryota; Metazoa; Arthropoda; Insecta; Thysanoptera; Thripidae
Product: forkhead box protein G1-like
Exons: 1
Coding region: 102-974 (290 amino acids)
Biological process (GO): regulation of transcription by RNA polymerase II
Cellular component (GO): nucleus
Molecular function (GO): DNA-binding transcription factor activity; sequence-specific double-stranded DNA binding
Source: RefSeq, a predicted model, not a curated record
CGUGUUCUUCAGUCGCCGCCAGCCAGCCUCUGAGAGUGCAUCGAGCCCAGCGACAGCUACCAGAGUGAUCUCAGUGUGAAUCGUGCGACGUGUUCGUGGCCAUGGAGUACCAAAGCCAGAUCGCCGCGGCGGCCGCGGCCCUCCCGCCCCGCCAGCCAGUGCUCAAGUUCAGCAUCCGUGCCCUCCUCGGCGAGGACUUCGACAGUGACGUGCCGCGCGCGCCGCCCACGCCCACGCCGAGCCCGUCGCCGUCCAGCGAGGGCGAGUCCGAGGACGCCCGCAGCACGGACACCGACCACACCGACAGCGACAGCAGUAAGGCCGGCAAGCGCCCCGAGAAGCCCACCUACUCGUACAACGCCAUGAUCAUGCUCGCCAUCCGCAACUCCCCCGAGAAGCGGCUCACGCUCAACGGCAUCUACGAGUACAUCAUGACCAACUUCCCGUACUACCGAGACAACAAGCAGGGCUGGCAGAACUCGAUCCGCCACAACCUGUCGCUCAACAAGUGCUUCGUGAAGGUGCCCCGCCACUACGACGACCCCGGCAAGGGCAACUACUGGAUGCUGGACCCCAGCGCGGACGACGUCUUCAUCGGCGGCUCCACCGGCAAGCUGCGCCGCCGCACCCCCGUGAACCGCAGCCGCAUCGCCCUGAAGCGCGCCGCCGCCCUGGCCGCCGCCAACGGCACCCUCUGGUUCCACCCCGCCGGCCCCGUCGGCCCCCACAUGGCCCCCGUGAUGCCGAUGCCCCAGAGCCACGCCGCCAACCCCCUGCGGGUGCUGACGCCGCCCUCCUCGCCGCCGCAGCACGCGUACCACCACCAGUACCCCUCCGCCGUGGCCGCGGCCGUGGCGCAACAGGCGCCCUACUUCGCCGACCGGCCGCAGCUCCACCGAGUGCCUCACCAUGUACCCGCCCAGGUGCCCCACCCGCUCUGGCACCUGCCCCACCACCACAUGCAGAGGGUGUGAGACUCGGUGCCUCGUAUGAAACCUUGUGAUAAAAGACUGAGUGCAGUGUGCGUCGGUGAAGCGUAACUUGUGAUUCUUUUUCUAGACCUCGGCAAAGGGUUGAAGCAUAUUUCAGGCGAUUUGCGGCAAGGCUGUGAUUGUUUUAUUACUGAUUUUAUUUCGUCUCUUGAUCUCUGUGUAGGAGGGGUUCUGUAGCUCUUGUCAGCCUAAUAAUUGGAAUUGAAUGGAUAUGUAUUGGGACCUUUGAUUAUCUGGGUUGCCUUAUUGAUCUCUUUUACAUUGUUUACAUUUUGAUGACAGAACCUGAAAGUCGAGUAAUAUUUCUUUUAUGUAUUACCAGUUCAAUUAGCGUUAUUGUAUUGUUAGCUAGAAAAAUAAUUUUUUAAAUGUUUGUUGAAUGUGAUUGAUUUUAUAGAUAAUUAUAUUUUUUUAAUUCACUCUA